AUGGAUCAGCCAUCGCAAUUACUAGAGUGGUGGUCUGAUUUCUUCGCUCAAAUUAGUGAGAAAGAAGAAGAAUUCAUCACCCUCAAUAACAACAGAUGUGGUAAAAAAUCGAAGCUUUCAGGUAGAACUGAGCUACUACAUUCACUCCCUGUCGCGUUGAAUUCUGCUAAAAACUCCAAUUUGAGUUUUACCAGCUACGUCUGUGUUUUCUCUUGUCAGAUUUUGAUGGGUCUGCUUGUUCAUCUGUCCACACUGAAGUUUCUGCGAACGUUGCCACUCUACUUUCCGGUGAUAUCUUUUUCCUUGAAUCUGGUCUUGUUGCUGAUUCUUUUUGGUUCAUGGGUUUGCAAGAAGAGGGUAGCUUGUGAAAACAGUGAUGGUUAUUUUAAUGAAGGGUUUAAAAAGAUGUCUUCAACGUGUGAUAAACUGGUUGUUAUGUGUUGUGUGUCAUUAUCUGUGUUUUAUUCUGUGCUAAGUUGUGUUCACUGGCAUACAAAUGGUUGGGCUUUCUUAGAUCUUCUUUUGGCUUCCCUUACUUGGGGUACCAUCUCUAUUUACCUUUGUGGUCUAUACACUGAGAAAAAGUUACCAUUUUUGCUUAGAGUCUGGUGGGUUUUGUAUUUCAUGGUUUCUUGCUACCAUCUUGUGGUAGACUUCGUUCUGUACAAGAAGCAAGAACUGGUGUCAGUUCACACUGUAUUGUCUGAUUUGGUGGGUGUUUGCGCUGGCUUGUUUCUCUGUUGUUCGUGCUUGUGGAAGAAAGGAGAAGGUGAAAGGAUCAACCUUCUCGAAGAACCACUCUUGACUAACGCUGAAUCAAGUGAGAAUGAAGGCUGUGAUGAGGUCACUACACCUUUUUCAAAAGCUGGGUUUCUAAGCCAGAUGAGUUUCUCUUGGAUGAAUCCUUUGAUUACCUUAGGAAAUGAGAAAAUCGUAGAUAGCAAGGAUGUCCCUCAAGUUGACAAUUGUGACAGAGCUGAGAACCUAUUUCGGGUAUUUAGGAGUAAGCUCGAAUGGGACGAUGGUGAAAGAAGGAUCACGACGUUUAAGCUUAUCAAGGCACUCUUCCUCACAGUGUGGCGAGAUAUUCUUUUGUCAACUCUGUUUGCUUUUGUCUACACAAUGUCUUGCUAUGUUGCACCGUAUCUCAUGGAUAAUUUUGUUCAGUACUUGAACGGUCACAGACGAUAUAAAUACCAAGGGUAUGUGUUAGUGACAACUUUCUUUGUUGCUAAGCUUGUGGAAUGCCAAACGCGGAGGCAUUGGUUCUUCAGGGGUCAAAAAUCUGGGAUUGGGAUGAGAGCAGUCCUGGUUUCGAUGAUCUACGAAAAAGGCUUGACACUUCCAUGUCAUUCGAAGCAAGGACACACUAGUGGUGAGAUUAUAAAUCUCAUGGCAGUAGAUGCUGACAGGAUCAGUGCCUUUACUUGGUUUAUGCAUGAUCCAUGGAUACUUGUUUUACAACUUAGUUUGGCCUUAUGGAUAUUGUACAAAAGCCUCGGGCUGGGAUCGAUUGCAGCUUUUCCUGCCACUAUUUUAGUUAUGCUGGCAAACUUUCCCUUUGCAAAGUUGGAAGAGAAGUUUCAGAGCAAUUUGAUGAAGUCCAAAGACAACAGGAUGAAGAAAACAUCGGAGGUCUUACUGAACAUGAGGAUUCUCAAACUUCAGGGAUGGGAGAUGAAGUUCCUUUCUAAGAUUCUUGAACUUAGACAUAUCGAAGCAAGCUGGCUUAAGAAAUUUGUGUAUAAUUCAGCCGCUAUCAGCUCUGUUUUGUGGACGGCACCUUCUUUCAUAUCUGCAACAGCAUUUGGCGCUUGUAUGUUGCUGAAGAUUCCCCUUGAAUCAGGGAAGAUUCUGGCGGCCCUUGCAACAUUUCGGAUUCUGCAAAACCCAAUCUACAAACUUCCUGAAACAAUCUCGAUGAUUGUUCAGACAAAGGUAUCUCUUGGCAGGAUUGCAUCUUUUCUAUGUCUAGAUGAUUUGCGGCAAGAUGUUGUGGAGAGACUUACUAGUAGAAGUUCAGAAACGGCUGUGGAAUUCAGUGAUGGUUCUUUCUCUUGGGAUGACUCUUCCCCAAUCCCGACACUGAGAGACGUGAGUUUCAGAGUAUCUCAGGGGAUGAGUGUAGCUAUCUGUGGUACCGUUGGCUCGGGUAAAUCAAGUUUACUCUCAUCCAUACUGGGUGAAGUUCCCAAAAUAUCUGGAAAUAUUAAGGUUUGCGGAAGAAAGGCAUACAUUACACAGUCACCUUGGAUCCAAAGCGGCAAAGUCGAAGACAAUAUUCUGUUUGGUAAGCCAAUGGAAAGAGAAUGGUACGAUCAGGUGCUUGAAGCAUGUUCUUUGAAUAAGGACUUGGAAAUGCUUCCGUUCCAUGACCAGACGGUUAUUGGGGAAAGGGGUAUCAAUCUAAGCGGUGGACAGAAGCAACGUAUACAAAUUGCUCGUGCUCUCUACCAAAAUGCAGAUAUUUAUCUGUUCGAUGACCCUUUUAGUGCAGUAGACGCUCAUACUGGAUCACAUCUCUUUAAGGAAGUACUGCUGAGGAUUCUGAAAUACAAAACAGUCAUAUACGUCACUCAUCAAGUUGAAUUUCUGCCUGAAGCUGAUCUUAUACUGGUUAUGAAAGAUGGACAGAUCACACAAGCAGGGAAAUACGAUGAAAUUCUCGAUUCAGGAACAGAUUUCAUGGAACUUGUAGGAGCUCACACUGAUGCCUUAGCAACAGUUGAUUCAUAUGAAACUACGAAUAAAGAAAACUCAACUAUGAUUAAAGAAAAAGAAGUACCCAAAGAUGAAGAAAGACUAGAGAAAGAUUCGGGUAAGCGAAGAGGACAACUAGUUCAAGAAGAGGAAAGGGAGAAGGGCAAAGUUGGUUUCACUGUGUACAAAAAAUACUUAGCACUAGCAUACGGAGGAUCACUUAUUCCGUUUAUAUUGCUAGUACAGAUUCUCUUUCAGCUUCUGAACAUUGGGAGCAACUAUUGGAUGACUUGGGUAACUCCUGUUUCCAAGGAUGUGGAACUUCCUGUGAGCGGCUUUACAUUGAUUCUAGUCUAUGUAGUUCUUGCCAUCGCAAGCUCUUUCUGCAUACUUGUCAGAGCAUUGUUGGUUGCGAUGACUGGUUUCAAGAUGGCUACUGAACUCUUCACCCAAAUGCAUCACUGCAUUUUCCGUGCUUCAAUGUCUUUCUUUGAUGCCACUCCAAUGGGGAGAAUUUUGAAUAGAGCUUCUACAGACCAAAGUGUCGCGGAUUUGAGAUUACCGGGUCAAUUUGCAUAUGUUGCUAUUGCUGCUAUCAACAUUUUGGGAAUAAUUGGAGUGAUGGUACAGGUCGCUUGGCAGGUCCUUAUCAUCUUCAUCCCUGUCGUCGCUGCAUGUGCCUGGUACCGGCAAUAUUACAUAUCUGCGGCUCGGGAACUCGCGAGAUUGGCUGGAAUAAGCAGAUCACCCUUGGUACAUCAUUUUUCUGAAACACUUUCAGGGAUAACUACUAUCAGGAGCUUUGAUCAAGAAUCAAGAUUUCUCAGCGACAUCAUGAGACUUACCGAUUGUUAUUCUCGGCUGAGGUUCCAUUCCGAUGGUGUAAUGGAAUGGCUCUGCUUCCGCCUUGAUCUCUUAUCCACUAUCGCAUUUGCACUUUCACUUGUUAUCUUAGUUUCUGCACCUGAAGGAGCCAUUAAUCCAAGCUUUGCAGGAUUGGCGGUUACAUAUGCUCUCAAUCUAAAUAGCCUGCAAUCAACUUUAAUAUGGACACUAUGCAGUCUUGAGAACAAAAUGAUUUCUGUGGAGAGAAUGCUUCAAUACACAAACAUCUCCAGUGAGCCACCUCUUGUGAUUGAAUCAAAUCGGCCCGAGAAAUCAUGGCCUUCUCGUGGAGAGAUUACUAUCUGUAAUCUGCAGGUGCGGUAUGGGCCACAUUUGCCUAUGGUUCUGCAUGGAUUGACAUGCACUUUUCCAGGAGGCCUGAAAACCGGAAUCGUUGGAAGAACAGGAUGUGGUAAAUCCACUCUAAUUCAAACCCUUUUUAGGAUUGUGGAACCUUCAGCCGGAGAAAUCAGGAUUGACGGAAUAAACAUCUUGACCAUUGGGCUACACGACUUGCGUUCUAGACUAAGUAUCAUACCUCAAGAUCCAACCAUGUUUGAAGGCACGGUUCGUAGUAACUUGGACCCUCUUGAGGAAUACACUGAUGACGAAAUAUGGGAGGCACUUGACAAGUGCCAACUCGGGGAUGAAGUAAGGAAGAAAGAACUAAAGCUCGACUCCACUGUUAGCGAGAAUGGACAGAACUGGAGUGUUGGUCAGAGACAACUGGUGUGUCUGGGACGAGUAUUGCUCAAGAGAAGCAAAGUAUUGGUUCUGGAUGAAGCCACUGCUUCUGUAGAUACUGCUACUGACAAUCUGAUACAGGAGACUCUGAGACAACAUUUCUCGGAUUGUACGGUGAUAACAAUUGCACACAGAAUAUCCUCUGUUAUAGACAGCGAUAUGGUCUUGCUCCUAGACGAAGGGCUUAUCAAAGAACAUGAUUCACCGGCGAGAUUACUUGAAGACAAGUCGUCUUCUUUCUCAAAGCUUGUGGCAGAGUACACAUCAAGUUCAGACACUAACUCAAGAGAAAUCAAAGAUCCAUAG
Messenger RNA from Arabis nemorensis, 4635 nucleotides. The record is from the annotation of a GenBank genome assembly. Lineage: Eukaryota; Viridiplantae; Streptophyta; Magnoliopsida; Brassicales; Brassicaceae.